AUGGCACUUUUAGGUGUAACUAACCCUGAAAAGCUGAUUAUUCCGCUCUUUUUCAAUAAAAAAGAACAAGGAGAGCUCAGCAGACUGUUUAGGCCGGACUCUGUGCUGAAACAUUUGAUGGAUCAGUGGAAAGAAGAUACGGUGAAAGCAGGAUUGCAGGAAGAUAUCUCGCUGAUGAAGUAUCUUUACUCGAGGCUGCCACUUGUAAAGAGCUAUUUGGCUGGGAAGCUAAAGAUAAUAGGGCAAAGCUUUGAAGAUAGAAUUGAGGUGGUAGGGAAUUUGGGGGAUAUUUUUGAAAGAUUAUAUGAAGAAGAAUUUCGAAGAAAUUUGGAUUCAAUUGAAAAUGAAAUUUUGAUUUCCACUUUGAAAUAUUAUGCUAUAUUAGAAGAACAUAAAAGAUUGUCACAGGUGAAAUACGAGCACAUCAAGCAAGCUGUUGGACUGAAAAAAGAUAUUGAAGAAAUUUCAAGAAAACUCCAGGAGUACUCAGCUGUGCUGCAGUUUGAGACUUGGGGAGCUGUAAAAUUAAUAAAGCUUGAUGAAUAUAACCCACAGCUAUCAAGGUGUGAAAAAGCAUUACAAGAUAAUAUAAAAAGUUCAAUCUUUCAAGGAACAAAUUUUUCAUCUUUAAAGCUGUGUCAUGCUUUUAAAAUUGAAAAUCAAAUAAAUUUGAAACCAUUUGAACAGAAGCUUAAAGAAAGCCAAAAUUCUGUAUUAAAAGGAAUGUUUUUGAGUGUUAGAAAAAAAACCCUGCCGAGCUUAGUUUUAUUGGGUGCUAAGACAAAUGAAUAUGUUAAUGAAAGGGGAAUCGUCGAUAUAAGAGAAAAAUACUUAUUCCCCUGCCUUUGUGAGCGAACAAAAAAACCAUUGAAAAUCCCUAUUAUUAGGGUAAGAAUCACUCUCUGUGAGUGAACAAAAUUUUUUAGCAUAAAAUUUUUUGAUAAAAAAACAUUAUGAUAUAUUAUUGAUAAUUAGUAUUUAGAUUUUAUCUUAAACAUAAGUUUUUGUAAUUAAGUUAAUUUUUGCUUUCCAGUUUUUGUGAAUUAAAUAUCGAAAAAGUACUAUAGCCCAGGGACUCUUUUGGAUUGGGCUAUCCAGAAGUCAAUCGGAGAGUUGAUUUUACCAACAAUUGCUGGUAAUUUAGCUUUUCAGAUGAUAAACGACCAAUAAGAAGUGUACUUGCCCUCUGUGGAGCUGGCUUUACCAAAAAAUAUUGGCAAAAUCAACCCCAAUUGACGUCGGUAGGCAUCGGGAUAGUCCGAGCCCUAAGAAUGUUCGGGCUAUAUAUAAAUAUUUAAAAAAAUAUUAACCCCCUCCAUGAGCUAACAAAAUUUUUUGCUCGCUCACGGAGAGGGGAGUUACGAAUUCCAGAGUCUAUAGCAAAUAAAAUUAAAUCUGAAACUUAUAUAAAGUCUGGAGAAGGUCUGCCGGAACAAAUUUAUAUGUCAACUAGCAGCACCCUUGAAAAAGACAGAAAAAAAUUAACCUCAGAUAAGAACUGUAUGCUAAUCUUAGUACUUUGCAGAGUAAUCUUGCCGAAGAACAAACAAGAGGCUGGGUACGACCAAAACACUCAAGAAUUCCUGAUCACAGAUUUCAGCACAAUCUACCCAGAGUAUAUCCUCAUCUGCACCAAAGAAAAGUCCUACUUUGAAGUCAUCCCUGAGAAAAGCAUGAUAAUUCCAGCCAAACUUAUGGACCUAUCAUACUCGACACCUCUGACUUCAAAUAAAAUGAAUACAGAAACGUUCUAUAGCAGCGUCACUAAAGCCCUAGAUCAGUCUCAACAGCAACGAAGGAAGCUUAAAUCUGAUCUCAUUUCUCAAUGUGGAUCCUUUAAUACAAAUUUGAAUGUAGCCAAAUGUCAGUCCCUUGCAAUAGACAGUAGAAAGCCAUUUAUUUUCAAACUGAGAUCGAUAAAUGAAUCGCUAAAGCGAGAGCUGUUGAAUGUUCAGAAAUUUAAUGAAACAUUAAGAAAACUCGCAAAGGUAAGAACUAAAUAA
Blepharisma stoltei is the source of this 2003-nucleotide messenger RNA. The record is from the annotation of a GenBank genome assembly. Lineage: Eukaryota; Ciliophora; Heterotrichea; Heterotrichida; Blepharismidae.